Messenger RNA from Gossypium raimondii (Peruvian cotton), 2092 nucleotides. Its product is annotated as protein ELF4-LIKE 1. The record is from RefSeq and is a predicted model, not a curated record. The transcript has 2 exons. Gene Ontology annotation, biological process: positive regulation of circadian rhythm; entrainment of circadian clock. Lineage: Eukaryota; Viridiplantae; Streptophyta; Magnoliopsida; Malvales; Malvaceae. The coding region runs from base 95 to 547 and encodes 150 amino acids.
UUACUUUAAACCCUAAAAAUUAGAAUAAAGAAAGAUAAUUAAACCAAACAAAAUUUUGUUGCUAAUAUAAAAACGACGGACUAAAACUUCAUUUAUGGUGGAGGCUGCUAUGGCCGACACCUGCGAGAACAAAAACAAGCGUUUCAAUAUCGGAGAGGGGAAGGCGAACGGAGCCGGAGCCGGAGAUGGAGACGAUACGGAAGACGAGGAGUGUGACGUGGAGGUCUGGGAUACGCUACGCUAUAGCUUUAAGAUGGCGCAGGCCGUAUUGGAUCAGAACCGGGAACUUAUCAAGAAAGUGAACGAGAAUCACCAGUCAAAGAUUCCUGAUAAUCUUGUUAAGAACGUCGGGUUGAUACGGGAGAUCAACGGAAAUAUCUCAAAGGUCAUCGAGAUUUACUCCGGUUUAUCGGUCAAUUUCUCGGACACGGUUCGUCAACGCAAAAAGAUAGGGAACAGGAAGGUGGAAAACAGGCGCUCUCGAACUGAAUUCGAAUUUAACCAGGUGUGGGAUCAUAGCAGCAAAUCUCAAUUCACAUUUUGUUAAAGAUUCUUCUCUUCGUAAAGUUUUUCUUAGCUUCACUAGUGUUCUUUAAUUUCUUGUAUCUUUGUGAAAAGUUUUAAUUUUCUGGAGGUGGAAUGUGUGGUGCAUGCAUUUGGAAUUGCUAUUUGGGUGGGAGUCAUGGUUGUAACGUACUACUCUUGGUUGAUGGUUUUAGUUACGGAUGCUGCUAACAGUCUAUGGCGCUUUCUGUUGAAAUCGUGACUAUUUUGCCAAGUGAUGGAAGAUUGGUUUAUGGUAGGUAUUAUUUAGUAAGGAAGUAUGUCGAAUUUGAGGAUGGUAAUGACUAAGUUCCUAGAUUAUUCUUGGAAAAAUAUAUAAAAUAGACCUUGUAGAAGUUUGACAUGGUUGUUUCUGAAGUCAUAAUAUACUUCUGGUUAGGGCCUACUGAUUGAGGUGGAAGCUAAACAUGUUCUUGUUGUGAGGCAUAAUUGGGGUAUAUUUUCUUCUGGAAGUGUUCAGAAAUUUGGGACGAGAAGCCAGAUUUUGGCGAAUAAUAUACUGUCACUAAGUUCAGUUGUACCCUUCAUUCUUACCCUGUCUGAUCCUAGUAUGCUGUACUCAACAACUUAUUCACUUCUCCAAUUUUAUGAUGCUAUAACAUGUUACUGCAUAUUCUUUUCACCAGGAUCCUACUUCUUUGAAUUUUGUUUCUCUUGAUCUUCUUCUUCCCCUAGUUAAUCGAAUUUAAUGAUUGCAUUCUUCAGAAGGUAAAUCUGUUGCUUCUUUAAGAAGUCAUUAUAGGAUUCACAAUAGAUGACCCCAAUUUCUCUCUUAAAGAAGUGAGAGUAUUUCUUAUCGGUUUUACUAGAAUGCAUAUGAUUGCCAUUUUGGUCACAACAUUUUGAUGUUUUGAUAGCAAAAUCAGAUGCUGAUGAUGAUGAUGAUGGAACUUAUGCAAUUAUUAUGGUCCACCAAUUAUUCAAUGCACAACACCAUCCUCAGCUCAUGGUGAUGUUUAACCUUUUAUAAUGCUAUUGCGUUUCUUUGAUCAAGUAAUCUAUUUGUAUUCCUAUCAUUGUUUUCAUAUUUGACUUGUACAGGAUCUUACAUCAUGCUGCCAAGCUCCCCAGCUUAUUCAUCUACAGAAGCAGGUCAUCAAUUCUAUAAAGCCCAGUAUCUGCUGAUAAACGUAGUUUAUUGUGUCAGUCAUUGGCAAUUGUCAUCUUGAUACCGUUGAGCAUGUUCUCCUCCUUAAAAUUUGAUGUAAGAAAAAUUGGCGAUAAGGGAGAAAGUGUGGAAGGUGAGGAUUUAUUUGCUUGAAGUGAUAGCAGAAAAAUGCACCAAUGCCGAGAUUUUGAUAAAUUGCUUUGUUAUGUAUUUGCCUCGGGUGUUCUAAAUGAGCUAGAGUCUAGAAAUGCCAGUUCUCAAAUUCCUCUCAUAUAUAUGUUGGUGACUUCAGUUUAUGUUAAAAAACAUUUAAUUGAUAAGAUCGAUACGUCAUUUGUUUGUAUUAUGUAUUAUGGUUCAUGACUUGAGCUUUUACAAUAUUCUUGGUGUUAAUGUUGUAUUCAUCCGACUUCCUUUGCA